AUGAGGGUGUGGAUCAUCUUCCUGCUAUGCCUGGCUGGGCACGCUGCAGCUGCUCCAACUGAGGAAAAGCCAAUGGACGAGGCGCUGGUGCCAGAGGAGCAGCAGCCAAUGGACGAGGAGCCAGCGAUGGACGAGGAACUGGUGGUGGACGAGCCCGCCGUGGAGGAUUCCGUUGUCCAGGCUAAGGAGGAGGAGGUGGGAGUCAACCCGGUGCAGGUGGAGACCGACGACUUUGAUGAGGCCAUCGAGCUGGAAGACGACGAUGUCACUGAGAACCCAUGUCUGCAGCACCAGUGCAAGAAGGGCAAAGUGUGCGAGGUGGACGAGAGCAACACCCCCGUGUGCGUGUGUCAGGACCCGUCCACCUGUGCGCCCGCCGAGGGAGUCUUUGAGCACGUUUGCGGCACUGACAACAAGACAUACGACACUUCUUGUCACUUCUUCGCCACCAAGUGCGCCUUGGAGGGAACCAAAAAGGGCCACAAGCUGCACCUGGACUACAUCGGGCCCUGCAAAGAUAUUGAGCCGUGCAUGGACAACGAGCUGACGCAGUUCCCCCUGCGCAUGAGGGACUGGCUGAAGAACGUCCUGGUGACUUUGUACGAGCGCGACGAGGACAACAACCUGCUGACCGAGAAGCAGAAGCUGAGGGUGAAGAAGAUCUACGAGAACGAGAAGAGGCUACAGGCGGGCGAACACACCCUGGACCUGCUGGCUCAUGACUUUGUCAAGAACUACAACAUGUACAUCUUCCCCGUGCACUGGCAGUUCAAGCAGCUGGACAUGCACCCCGCCGACGGCUACCUGACUCACACCGAGCUGGCCCCCCUGCGCGCCCCCCUCAUUCCCAUGGAGCACUGCACCACGCGCUUUUUUGAGGAAUGCGACGCCGACGGCGACAAGUACAUCGCCUUGGAGGAGUGGGCCGCAUGCUUCGGCAUCAAGGAGCAGGACGUGGACAACGAUCUCCUCAUCUAA
Molecule: messenger RNA, 978 nt
Organism: Nerophis lumbriciformis (worm pipefish)
Lineage: Eukaryota; Metazoa; Chordata; Actinopteri; Syngnathiformes; Syngnathidae
Source: RefSeq, a predicted model, not a curated record